Molecule: messenger RNA, 1893 nt
Organism: Octodon degus (degu)
Lineage: Eukaryota; Metazoa; Chordata; Mammalia; Rodentia; Octodontidae
Gene: Cebpz
Product: CCAAT/enhancer binding protein zeta
Exons: 17
Coding region: 46-1893 (615 amino acids)
Cellular component (GO): nucleus
Source: RefSeq, a predicted model, not a curated record
CAAGCGGAAGUGGGCUGUGAACUGCGCGCGCGUGCUUUGCCAACCAUGGCUGCUGCGGAGCAGCCUUUGGAGUUCCAUGCUAAGCGGCCCCGACCGCGGGACGAGGUGUUUGAAGAUGAAGACGAUGAAGACGAGGAAGACAGCGGUCAGGCUAAGAAUGGGUUCUCCCUGGAGGAAGUGCUACGGCUCGGAGGCACCAAGCAAGAUUACCUUAUGCUGGCUACUUUGGAUGAGAAUGAGGAAGUGGUGGAUGGAGGCAAGAAAGGAACAAAUACCAGCAUUCAGGCUUUGAUGCUGCUUUUCCAAGUAAUGAAUUCUCAGCAGACGAUAUCGGAUCGGUAUUAUACAGCAUUGUACAGAAAGAUCUUGGAUCCAGGGUUGAUGACGUGUUCCAAGCAAGCUAUGUUUCUUAACCUUGUGUACAAAUCUCUGAAAGCUGACAUAGUCCUGCGCCGGGUGAAAGCUUUUGUGAAGAGGUUGCUGCAAGUUACUUGUACACAGAUGCCCCCGUUCAUAUGUGGAGCUCUGUAUCUUGUGUCUGAGAUCCUUAAAGCAAAACCAGAUUUAAGAAGUCAACUAGAUGAUCACAUGGAGUCUGAUGACGAAAAAUUUGUUGACAUAGAUGAUGAUGAUGGCAUAGAAAACUUGACCAGUGCAGACAAAGCAACAGAAGUAGAUAGAGUGAAAAAAGCUGAGACAGAGGAAACUCUGUCUGACACAGAAACCAAAAGCCCAAAGACAGCUUCCUGGGUACACUUGGAUAAUUUCAAAGGUGUCAAAAAGUUAAAUGCUUACGAUCCAUUCAGUAGAAAUCCUCUGUUCUGUGGAGCUGAAAAUACAAGUCUUUGGGAACUCAAAAAGUUAUCUGAGCAUUUUCAUCCCUCUGUAGCCCUUUUUGCAAAGACUAUCCUUCAGGGAAAUUAUAUUCAGUAUUCGGGGGACCCACUGCAGGAUUUCACUCUAAUGAGAUUUUUGGAUCGGUUUGUAUACCGAAAUCCAAAGCCACAUAAAGGCAAAGAAAAUACAGACAGUGUUGUGAUGCAGCCAAAACGGAAACAUUUCAUAAAGGACAUUCGUAGUCUUCCUGUGAACAGCAAGGAGUUCCUUGCAAAAGAAGAAAGCCAAAUACCAGUGGAUGAGGUGUUUUUCCAUAGGUAUUAUAAAAAAGUUGCUGUUGUAAAAGAGAAACAAAAGCGAAAUGCAGAUGAAGAAAGUAUAGAAGAUGUGGAUGAUGAGGAAUUUGAAAAGAUGAUCGACACAUUUGAAGAUGAUAACUGUUACACUCCUGCAAACGAUGACCUUGAUUUUGUAAGCAAUAUGAAAAAGAAAACAAAAAGAAAUAAGGAUAACUUGGAAGAUGAAGAUUCAGAGGGUAGUGACGAUGAAUUUGGUAACUUAGAUGAUGAAGAAGUUUCUUUAGGAAGUAUGAAUGAAGAAUUUGAUGAAAUUGAUGAAGAUGGAGGAACAUUCAUGGAUGUAGCUGAUGAUGAAAGUGAGGGCCUUCCAGAACUUGAUGAAGUCAACUUCAAAGACAAUACUAAGAAAAAUAAAAAAAGAGGUGCGGGUGAUUUUGACUUCGCUGGCUCAUUUCAAGGUCCAAGAAAGAAAAAGAAACAAGACCUCGGUGACUCCAGCCUGUUUGUGUCUGCUGAAGAGUUCGGCCAUCUGUUGGAUGAAAAUAUGGGAUCCAAAUUUGAUAGCAUUGGCAUGAAUGCCAUGGCUAACAGGGAUGAUGCAAGUCUCAAGCAGCUCAGGUGGGAGGCCGAGCGGGAUGACUGGCUACACAACAGAGAUGUGAGAAGUAUCAUCAAGAGAAAGAAAAAUUUCAAAAAGAAAAGGCUAAAAAACACUCAAAAAGCUAAAAAACAAAGGAAACGAGAGUUAUUAAAGUAA